AUGGUUUUGUCCUACAUCACAUCUCCAUAUUCUUAUUCUCAAGUCCUAUAUAUAAUAGCUGAAAUCACAUUUCCAAUUCACCUUCUCGGUGGCUACUGUAUCCUAUUCAAAACUCCGUUGGCUAUGAAAUCCGUUAAAUGGAGCCUGUUCAAUCUGCAUUUUUGGGCAUCUCUAUUUGAUUUACUGCUUAGUUUUUUUGAGCAACCAUUUAUAUGUAUGCCUGUUCUAGCAGGAUUUCCAAUGGGUGUGAUGAAAUGGUUGAACGUGGAGACGGGGGUCAUGGUGUAUAUUGGAAUUACCGUUAAUUACUUAGUACCCGUCUCUACUGUUUCCAUGUUUGAAAACCGCUUCUUCGUUCUAUUCGCUGAAGACACUCACUGGCGAUAUAUUCGUUAUCUACUUCUGAUCUUUAAUUAUACUAUUGCAAUAUUCUCUGGAAUGGUUACAUGUUUAGAAAUUCCUGAUCAACAAUACGCGAGAGCCAUUGUAUUUGCAAAAAACUCGGAAAUCAUACAAUUUGAUCUACCAGAGUCGCCAAUGUUCAUUAUAUCAGUAUACAAUCCCUGGAUAACAUAUCGACUGCUCAUCUAUCUUGCUCUAUUUGUGGUUGAGCUAUUUGUCUUUACAAUUCUUAUACGAAUGAAUAUGAAGAAGGCAAUGACCGGAUUCCGAUCUACAAUAUCCCAAAAAACCCUUAAAAUGCACAAAAACUCCAUAAAAGCUAUGAAUCUCCAGGUGGCAAUCCCGAUGCUUGUCAUAUGUGUUCCGUGUCUCUCCAGUAUAAUUGUCCCGGUGUUCUUAUCCGAUCAUCAAGGCUUCAUAAACUUCACCAAUAUCGUUGUGUCAUCCCAUGGUGCACUUUCUGCAUUGCUUAUGAUCUACCUGCAAACCUCAUAUCGAGCAGAGGUCGUGAGAAUUGUAGGGUGUUGUCGGAAAUUGAGGAUCGGAGAAGGCGUUCAAGUUUUUCAUAUUUCGUCUACAAGCUAA
Molecule: messenger RNA, 987 nt
Organism: Caenorhabditis elegans
Lineage: Eukaryota; Metazoa; Nematoda; Chromadorea; Rhabditida; Rhabditidae
Gene: srh-290
Product: Serpentine Receptor, class H
Exons: 2
Coding region: 1-987 (328 amino acids)
Source: RefSeq, marked reviewed